AUGGCCGGCUCACUGUCACUGCUGCGGAAGCAGAACGUUCGCAGCACUCCCCAGCAGAUCAUCCUCAAUCAAGGCCUCGACGUCUUCCGCAAUGUAUUACUGGUCCUCUUCGUCCUUCGACUUGUACGGAAGUCAGUAAACCAACUCCGUGGAUACGGACUGCUGGUAUCGAUCCAGCAAUUAUACAGCGAAGUCUACCGACGAUGCUAUUCGCUCUUCCUACGCCUACCCUUUGUUCAGAGCAAGGUCCGAGCCGAUGUCGACAAAGCGAUCACAGAGUUAGAAGGAAAGCUUGUGCCGUCAGGGCCAGGAAUCACAAAUUACCUCUCAUUACCUGUUACGGGAUGGUCGGCAGAUCAAGUACGCGCGGAGCUGGAAAAGCUGGGAGAUAUGGAACAUACGAGAUGGGAAGAUGGGCGAGUCAGCGGAGCGGUCUACCACGGUGGCAGUGAACUCGCAGACCUGCAGAGUGAGGCAUUCAAGCGCUUUGGAGUGAGCAAUCCGAUCCACCCUGAUGUGUUUCCGGGAGUGCGAAAGAUGGAGGCGGAGGUUGUGGCUAUGACACUGGCGUUAUUCAAUGCUCCUCAGACGGGUGCCGGAGUCACGACAAGUGGUGGAUCGGAGAGUAUCCUGAUGGCUGUGCUGGGUGCAAGGGAAAAGGCAUACAAGGAGCGUGGUGUUACGGAGCCAGAGAUGAUCUUGCCAAACACCGCGCAUACUGCCUUCCGAAAAGCAGGCGACUACUUCAAGAUCAAGAUGCACUUUGUGCCUUGUCCAGAGCCGAGCUACAAGGUCCACAUCCCCUCCGUGGCCCGUCUGAUCAACUCGAACACUGUCCUUCUCGUUGGCUCCGCGCCUAAUUUUCCUCAUGGAAUUGUCGACGACAUCUCCGCUCUCUCCCGGCUGGCAGUAAAACGCAAGCUUCCUCUGCAUGUCGACUGCUGUCUCGGCUCAUACGUGAUCGCAUUCCUCUCCAAAGCCGGCUUUCCGUCUCCCGAAUUCGACUUCCGCGUUCCUGGCGUCACAUCAAUAAGCGUCGACACUCACAAAUACGGCUUCGCACCAAAAGGCAACAGCGUGGUACUCUAUCGUACAGCAGAACUGCGGAAGUACCAGUACUACGUGUCCGAGACAUGGCCUGGUGGUGUCUAUGCUUCUCCUAACAUGGCCGGUUCGCGACCUGGCGCUCUCAUCGCAGGAUGCUGGGCGUCACUCAUGCGCAUCGGCGAGGAUGGAUAUGUGGACACUUGUCUCAAAAUCGUCAGUACAGCGAAGCAAAUCGAGGAGGCCAUUCGAACGUCGGACAGACUACGACAAAGCAUCGUCGUGAUUGGAAAGCCAAUGGUCUCCGUCGUCGCCUUCCGUGCUUUGCGCAAUUUGAAGACGCCGGAGCGGAGAGUCGACAUUUAUGACAUUGCUGAUGGCAUGUCGAAUAAAGGCUGGCAUCUCAAUGCUCUGCAGGACCCCGCUGCUAUUCACAUCGCUGUCACUAUGCCCAUUACGCAUUCUGUCGAUGAUAUGAUCAAAGAUCUGGAGGAUGUGGUCGAUGACUGCAAGGGCAAAGCGUCGGAUAAGAAGGGUGGCGCCGCGGCGUUGUAUGGCGUGGCAGGUAGUAUACCCGACAAGAGCAUAGUGAGAGAUCUGGCUGUGGGAUUCCUUGAUACUUUGACUGCAACAGGGGCCGGGAAGCGUGGUCUUGCAUCAGCUUAG
Zymoseptoria tritici IPO323 is the source of this 1710-nucleotide messenger RNA. RefSeq lists its product as uncharacterized. The coding region runs from base 1 to 1710 and encodes 569 amino acids. The record is from RefSeq and is a predicted model, not a curated record. Gene Ontology annotation, molecular function: pyridoxal phosphate binding; sphinganine-1-phosphate aldolase activity. Lineage: Eukaryota; Fungi; Ascomycota; Dothideomycetes; Mycosphaerellales; Mycosphaerellaceae. Gene Ontology annotation, biological process: sphingolipid catabolic process; carboxylic acid metabolic process. Gene Ontology annotation, cellular component: endoplasmic reticulum. The transcript has a single exon.